This is a messenger RNA of Drosophila obscura, 2273 nucleotides long. It is a transcript of the gene JhI-21, whose product is annotated as large neutral amino acids transporter small subunit 1. Bases 196 to 1686 code for a protein of 496 amino acids. Gene Ontology annotation, biological process: amino acid transmembrane transport. Gene Ontology annotation, cellular component: membrane. NCBI's taxonomy places the organism in Eukaryota, Metazoa, Arthropoda, Insecta, Diptera, Drosophilidae. Gene Ontology annotation, molecular function: L-amino acid transmembrane transporter activity. The record is from RefSeq and is a predicted model, not a curated record. The transcript has 8 exons.
AUAUACUAAAAUUUACGCUGGGGUGGAAAUGCGUCAACAUUAAUACGAAAAUGCCGGUCUCGAUGCCAACGCACAGUCUCAACCCGUAUUUGGAGCCGAUUUGUUGUGUCCGCCUCAGUCGCGCAUAGUGUUUGCUUUUCUUGAGGGGCAAUGCCAAACAUCGCGCAUUAGAGGCAAACUAUAUCCAUACACAUAAUGACUGAACGAUAUGCAAAUGGAGUGACCACCAGCCUGGCGGACUCCUUCGAUGGAGCAGACAAGGAGACCCCCGAAUUGGAUGGAAAAAUCGUUUUGAAACGCAAGCUAACUCUGCUCAAUGGAGUGGCAAUUAUUGUUGGCACCAUUAUAGGAUCUGGCAUAUUCAUCGCACCCACUGGAGUCUUUCUCUAUACAGAAUCCGUUGGAACUUCCCUUUUGAUUUGGUCAGCCUGUGGAAUUUUAUCGACCAUUGGAGCCCUCUGUUAUGCAGAGCUGGGCACAAGCAUUACGAGAUCUGGUGGAGAUUAUGCCUAUUUGCUGGUAUCCUUUGGUCCUUUGGUUGGAUUCCUACGUCUGUGGAUAGCUUUGCUGAUCAUCCGGCCAACGACGCAGACCAUUGUAGCUCUUACCUUUGCCCAUUAUGCCGCUAAACCUUUCUUUGAGGAUUGUGAUCCGCCACAAAAUUCGGUCAAGCUAUUGGCAGCUGUGUGUCUGACUUUGCUCACUGCCAUUAACUGUUUGUCUGUCAAGGUCUCAAUGAAAGUCCAGGAUGUCUUUACAGUGGGCAAGCUGCUGGCUCUCAUCAUGAUAAUACUUGCUGGCCUCUACUACAUGGCCAUGGGAAAACUGGAGAACUUUAGUAAUCCUUGGGAGGGCACUUACAGUGCUCGGAAUAUUGGCUAUGCCUUCUACUCUGGUUUAUUUGCCUUUGGCGGUUGGAAUUACUUGAACUUUGUAACAGAGGAGCUGCAGGAUCCAUACAAAAAUCUUCCACGGGCCAUUUGGAUAGCCAUGCCCCUGGUCACGGCCAUCUAUGUGCUCGUGAAUUUGGCCUAUUUCGUUGUGGUUAACAAACCGGAAAUGCUCAGCUCCUUGGCCGUGGCGGUGACUUUUGGCAACAAGGUCUUUGGACCAAUGGCUUUUAUGGUGCCCAUUUUUGUGGCCCUCAGCACCUUUGGCGGUGUCAAUGGCGUGCUCUUCACAUCGGCACGACUAUUUGCAACUGGCGCCCAGGAGGGACACUUACCAAAGUUUUUCCAGCUGUUCCAUGUAAAGCAACAGACACCAAUACCAUCGUUAAUUUUCACAUGCCUGAUGUCGCUGCUUAUGCUGCUGACGGAUAAUGUCUAUCAGUUGAUCAACUACUUCAGCUCGGUGCUCUGGCUGUCUGUAGUCGCCAGCAUAGCGGGCAUGUUGUGGUUGCGGCACAAGAAGCCGGAUUUGCCACGACCUAUUAAAGUACAUCUGGCCUUGCCCCUCACCUUUAUGGUCUGCUGUGUGACAUUGGUGCUGCUGCCCAAUUUGAAGGAGCCCGGGAAUCUGCUCAUUGGCAUUGCCAUCACUUUGGCCGGCAUUCCGUUUUACUAUGUGUUUAUUGCCUGGAAACAGAAGCCCAAGUGCUAUGGCCGCUUGUCCAGUGCUGUUGUAGAGCUAUGUCGCGGCAUGUUCAACACAACCAUUAUAGAAUCAAAUGAGGCCAUAAACUAGGACCAAUUUACCCACAAACGAAAGAAGAACUCAUGCAUCGGCUAACACCUAAUGCAUUAAGUUUAUGAAAGAAAAGAACACUCGUAAAUGAUAUUCAGAGUAGCUAAGCAAAGUGUUUGCCUUUUAGCCUUGCAUUCUAUUUGUGAUUAGUGAACCCAACCCCCCCCGCCACCAUGUGUAUGAUAUUUGUGCUUAGAAAUUGGCAUUCCAUUCCUCACAACGAAAUCGGUAUCGUUUAUACAUUUAGUUUUAUACAAACAUAGAUACAUACAUUUAGUUUCCCCGUAGUGCGUUUAUUUAUUUGAGCAAACUCAACAGCUAACACAUUUAUUUUACUAUACCUGCUAUACGAUAUACGAGUGUAACCCCCGAAGGCCUUGCCCAAUAGAAUAGAAUGCAUUUUAUAAUUUCUUCCUGAUGCCACAUUCCUUUUUUGAAUAUACAUCAGGAAGUGCAGUGCUGCUUUUGAUAUGGGAACAAACUACAUACAUAGAUAUUGUGACAUGUUUAGGGAACAAACAACAGCCACUUGCUGGCCAUAAAUUUGUAAACGUUUUUUCUUGCUGAUAAAUGUUGCUGUUUUUAAA